UGGCUUGGAGAACCCUGGAGGGAAGGCUUCAUGGCGGGCCUGCUCAGCCUGGGCUUCCUUUUGGGCAGGCCGGUUAGCAGUCAACUUCUACUUAUUUCUUCUACUACUGCAGCUGCAGUGAGGUUUGCAUCAAAGAAAAGUGGAGGCAGCUCGAAGAACCGUGGUGGGAAAAGUCCUGGAAAACAUUAUGGCGUUAAAAAACUGGAAGGCAACUUUGUUCACUCAGGCAACAUACUGGCAACUCAGCGAGUGAUGCGUUGGCACCCAGGGGCUCAUGUAGGGAUGGGCCGCAACAAGUGGCUGUUUGCGCUAGAAGAUGGGAUUGUGCACUACACCAAGGAAGUUUAUGUGCCACGUCCCCGAAGCAAGGAGAGCAAGGAGGUGAUCCCUCAGCUACCCAAAGGAGCCGUGCUGUAUAAAACUUUUAUCAACGUGGUCCCCACUGUUGAGGUUGGGAGCUUCAAGUUGGUCAACAUGCUCUGACACUCACAGCCAAGGAUACUCGGAUGGACCUGCGCCCCACUGAAGAUGAUUCUGCAAGGCUGCAUUCGUGAACAAGUGGCUCUUGUUCGGCUCUAGUGACCACUGGUUGGCUGAAGCUAGAGAACGAGGCAACAUUUCAGCAAUGUAUUCAUGUAGUAAUAAAUUAGCAUAUAUUCUGGAGGUCACUGUUGCACUGUCAGCGAAAUAAACCAUGUCAACACAAGUUUUCAGAACCAUAAGG
Messenger RNA from Gekko japonicus, 724 nucleotides. RefSeq names its product mitochondrial ribosomal protein L27 (gene MRPL27). The coding region runs from base 31 to 483 and encodes 150 amino acids. Gene Ontology annotation, biological process: translation. Gene Ontology annotation, molecular function: structural constituent of ribosome. Lineage: Eukaryota; Metazoa; Chordata; Lepidosauria; Squamata; Gekkonidae. The transcript is spliced from 4 exons. Gene Ontology annotation, cellular component: ribosome; mitochondrial large ribosomal subunit. The record is from RefSeq and is a predicted model, not a curated record.